This is a messenger RNA of Calypte anna (Anna's hummingbird), 1920 nucleotides long. RefSeq names its product solute carrier family 2, facilitated glucose transporter member 5. The record is from RefSeq and is a predicted model, not a curated record. NCBI's taxonomy places the organism in Eukaryota, Metazoa, Chordata, Aves, Apodiformes, Trochilidae. The coding region runs from base 35 to 1657 and encodes 540 amino acids. Gene Ontology annotation, cellular component: membrane. Gene Ontology annotation, biological process: monosaccharide transmembrane transport. Gene Ontology annotation, molecular function: hexose transmembrane transporter activity. The transcript has 12 exons.
ACUGUCCCUCUCCCCCUCCUUCGUCCAUCUGAAAAUGGGAGAGACGAGCCAGGCCGCCGGACCGGGGCUGCCUUCAUCCCCUCCUCCUCCCUCUCCCCGCUCCGGCUGCAGCCUCGCCCCGACAGUCGGGAAAAGGACCCCGCAGCCCGGCGGGGACAUCACUGGGCAUCUCACCUUCCCCCUGCUGUCAGUCACUCUCCUGGUGUCCUUCGGCUCCUCCAUGCUCUAUGGCUACAACCUGGCUGUGGUGAACUCACCAGCAGUGCACAUAAAGCAAUUCUACAAUGCCACAUGGUCCCAGCGGUAUGGGCAUGGACUGGGGCCUGGCCCCCUGACCCUCUUCUAUUCCCUGACCGUCUCCAUCUUUGCUCUGGGUGGGCUGGUGGGCUCCUUGCUGGUGGGGAUGCUGGUGGAUCGGUAUGGCAGGAAUGGCACACUGAUCCGCAGCACUCUCCUUGUCCUCCUGGCUGGUGGCUUCAUGGGCUUCAGCCGGGAGCUGGGGUCUCCUGAGAUGGUGAUCAUUGGCCGUUCUUUCACAGGGCUCCACUCAGGUAUCUGCCUCAGCGUGGUGCCCCUCUACCUGGGAGAAAUUGCCCCCAAGAACCUGCGUGGUUUCCUGGGCCUCGUGCCCAGCAUCUUCAUCUGCCUGGGGGUUUUCUUUGCUCAGGUCCUGGGCCUUCCAGAGCUUCUGGGUGAGGACAGGUUCUGGCCCCUUUUCCUGUCAGUGGUGGUCAUUCCUGCCUCCCUUCAGCUCCUGCUGCUGCACUGUUUCCCCGAGAGCCCGCGGUACCUGCUGAUAGAGAGGAAUGACAUCUGCGGGGCCACCAGGGCACUGUGCCAGUUCCUGGGGACAUCUGACAUUCAGGAUGUGAUUGAGGAGAUGAAGGAGGAACAGCAGUCCCUCUCAUCCAUGGAGAUGGUUUCUGUCUGGCAGCUGCUGCGGGACCGCUCUGUUCGCUGGCAAACCCUCUCAGUGGUGGUGGUGAAUGCUGGCAUGCAGCUCUCGGGGAUCGAUGCCAUCUGGUUUUACACCAACACCAUCUUUGAGAACGCCGGGAUUCCUGUGUCCCAGGUCCCUUACACUACUGUGGGCACCGGUGCCAUUGAAGUUGUUGCAGGGUUGAUCGGGUGCUUCACCAUCGAGAAGCUGGGCCGGCGACCCCUUAUCAUCACUGGCUUCUGCACCAUGGGCAUCUGCUCAGCAGGCAUCACUGUCUCCCUACUGCUGCAGACCACCCUACCCUGGAUGCGUUACGUCAGUGUUGCCUGUGUGGUCGGCAUCAUCUCUGGCUUCUGUGUGGGACCAGCCGGUGUCCCCUUCCUGAUGACAGCUGAGCUCUUCACACAGUCACACCGCCCAGCUGCCUACAUUGUGGGAGGGUCCCUCAACUGGCUCUGCAACUUCACCAUUGGCUUCAUUUUCCCCUUCUUGCAGAUGUCAGCUGGUGCCUUUUGCUACCUGGUUUUCUGUGGUGUCUGCCUGCUGGUGGCCUUAUAUGUCUACCUUAUCAUCCCUGAGACCAAGAACAAAACCUUCAUGGAGAUCAGCCACAUCUUUGCCACCCACCACUCCUUUCUCUCCAACCCAACCCAGCUCACUGGGAUGAUGAAGCUCAAAGGCUAUGGGACCUUGGAAAGCAGCUCCCUGGAGGGUUAGGGCCCCAGCCUGCCCUGAUCUGGAAGGUCUGGGCACAUCAGGAGUGAUGAAGGAGGCUACAGGUUGGGGAGGGAAAUGAGGUCCAUUUUUCUCAAACUUGAUCAUCUCUACAUCUCCCAGGACAUCCCAUCACUCCACAGCCUGCAGCCAGGAAGAGCCCUGAUGAUACACCAGGGGCUGCAAAAACCUCUGUGCAUCACCCCUGUGCUGGAAAAGAUCCCUUCCCAAAGAUACUGAGACCUCAUGGGGGCAGGGGCUCACUU